Leptonychotes weddellii (Weddell seal) is the source of this 8411-nucleotide messenger RNA. It is a transcript of the gene CIT, whose product is annotated as citron rho-interacting serine/threonine kinase. Gene Ontology annotation, molecular function: protein serine/threonine kinase activity; ATP binding. Gene Ontology annotation, biological process: mitotic cytokinesis; protein phosphorylation. Lineage: Eukaryota; Metazoa; Chordata; Mammalia; Carnivora; Phocidae. The record is from RefSeq and is a predicted model, not a curated record.
UGCUCUGAUGAAGAUCAAGCACGUGAGCAACUUUGUCCGGAAGUAUUCUGACACCAUCGCUGAGUUACAGGAGCUCCAGCCUUCAGCCAAGGACUUUGAAGUCCGAAGUCUUGUGGGUUGUGGUCACUUUGCCGAAGUGCAGGUGGUAAGGGAGCGAGCAACCGGGGACAUCUAUGCCAUGAAAGUCAUGAAGAAGAAGACCUUGUUGGCCCAAGAGCAGGUUUCAUUUUUUGAGGAAGAACGGAACAUAUUAUCUCGGAGCACAAGCCCUUGGAUCCCCCAGUUACAGUACGCCUUUCAGGACAAAAAUAACCUUUAUCUGGUCAUGGAAUAUCAGCCUGGAGGGGACUUGCUGUCACUUUUGAAUAGAUAUGAGGACCAAUUAGAUGAAAAUAUGAUUCAGUUUUACCUAGCCGAACUGAUUUUGGCUGUUCACAGCAUUCAUCAGAUGGGAUAUGUGCAUCGAGACAUCAAGCCUGAGAACAUUCUCAUUGACCGAACAGGACACAUCAAGCUUGUGGAUUUUGGAUCAGCGGCUAAAAUGAACUCAAAUAAGAUGGUGAACGCCAAACUCCCGAUUGGGACUCCAGAUUACAUGGCCCCUGAAGUGUUGACCGUGAUGAAUGGGGAUGGGAAAGGCGCCUACAGUCUCGACUGUGACUGGUGGUCGGUGGGAGUGGUCGCCUAUGAAAUGGUUUAUGGAAGGUCCCCGUUCACUGAGGGAACCUCAGCCAGAACCUUCAGUAACAUCAUGAAUUUCCAGCGGUUUUUGAAGUUUCCCGAUGACCCCAAAGUUAGCAGUGAAUUACUUGAUCUGAUUCAGAGUUUGCUGUGUGGCCAGAAAGAGAGACUGAAGUUUGAAGGCCUUUGCUGCCACCCUUUCUUCUCUAAAACUGACUGGAAUAACAUCCGUAACUCUCCUCCCCCCUUCGUUCCCACCCUCAAGUCUGAUGAUGACACCUCCAAUUUUGAUGAACCAGAGAAGAAUUCGGGGGUUUCAUCCUCUCCGUGCCAGCUGAACCUCUCAGGUUUCUCGGGCGAAGAACUGCCGUUUGUGGGGUUUUCGUAUAGCAAGGCACUGGGGACUCUUGGUAGAUCUGAGUCUGUCGUGUCAAGUCUGGACUCCCCUGCCAAGACUAGCUCCAUGGAAAAGAAACUUCUCAUCAAAAGCAAAGAGCUGCAAGACUCCCAGGACAAGUGUCACAAGAUGGAGCAGGAAAUGACCCGGUUACAUCGGAGAGUGUCAGAGGUGGAGGCUGUGCUUAGUCAGAAGGAGGUGGAGCUGAAGGCCUCUGAGACUCAGAGAUCCCUCCUGGAGCAGGACCUUGCUACCUACAUCACAGAAUGCAGUAGCUUAAAGCGAAGUUUGGAGCAAGCACGGAUGGAGGUGUCCCAGGAGGAUGACAAAGCACUGCAGCUUCUCCAUGAUAUCAGAGAGCAGAGCCGGAAGCUCCAGGAAAUCAAAGAGCAGGAGUACCAGGCUCAAGUGGAAGAAAUGAGGUUGAUGAUGAAUCAGUUAGAAGAGGACCUUGUUUCGGCAAGGAGACGGAGUGAUCUCUAUGAAUCGGAGUUGAGAGAGUCUCGGCUCGCUGCUGAAGAGUUCAAGCGGAAAGCGACAGAAUGUCAGCAUAAACUAAUGAAGGCUAAGGAUCAAGGGAAGCCUGAAGUGGGAGAAUAUUCCAAACUGGAGAAGAUCAAUGCUGAGCAACAGCUCAAAAUUCAGGAGCUCCAAGAGAAGCUGGAAAAGGCUGUAAAAGCCAGCACAGAGGCCACCGAACUGCUGCAGAAUAUCCGCCAGGCGAAGGAGCGAGCCGAGCGCGAGCUGGAGAAGCUGCAGAACCGGGAGGACUCCUCUGAAGGCAUAAAAAAGAAGCUGGUGGAGGCCGAGGAACGCCGCCAUUCUCUGGAGAACAAGGUAAAGAGGCUAGAGACCAUGGAGCGUAGAGAAAACAGACUGAAGGAUGACAUCCAGACAAAAUCCCAACAGAUCCAGCAGAUGGCUGAUAAAAUUCUGGAGCUGGAGGAGAAGCACCGUGAGGCCCAGGUCUCAGCCCAGCACCUAGAGGUGCACCUGAAACAGAAAGAACAGCACUACGAGGAAAAAAUUAAAGUGUUGGACAACCAGAUAAAGAAAGACCUGGCCGAUAAAGAGACUCUGGAGAAUCUGAUGCAGAGACACGAAGAGGAGGCCCAUGAGAAGGGCAAAAUUCUCAGCGAGCAGAAGGCGAUGAUCAAUGCUAUGGAUUCCAAGAUCAGAUCCCUGGAACAGAGGAUUGUGGAACUCUCAGAAGCCAACAAACUUGCGGCAAACAGCAGUCUUUUUACCCAGAGGAACAUGAAGGCCCAGGAAGAGAUGAUUUCUGAGCUCAGGCAACAGAAGUUCUACCUGGAGACACAGGCGGGGAAGCUGGAGGCCCAGAACCGGAAGCUGGAGGAACAGCUGGAGAAAAUCAGCCACCAAGACCACAGUGACAAGAAUCGGCUGCUGGAGCUGGAGACAAGGUUGAGGGAGGUCAGCCUAGAGCAUGAGGAGCAGAAACUGGAGCUAAAGCGCCAGCUCACAGAGCUGCAGCUCUCGCUGCAGGAGCGCGAGUCCCAGCUGACAGCCCUGCAGGCUGCCCGGGCAGCCCUGGAGAGCCAACUGCGCCAGGCCAAGACCGAACUGGAAGAGACCACGGCAGAGGCGGAAGAGGAGAUCCAGGCGCUCACGGCCCAUAGAGAUGAAAUCCAGCGCAAAUUUGAUGCCCUUCGUAACAGCUGUACUGUAAUCACAGACCUGGAGGAGCAGCUAAACCAGCUGACCGAGGACAACGCUGAGCUCAACAACCAAAAUUUCUACUUGUCCAAACAACUCGACGAGGCUUCCGGCGCCAACGAUGAGAUAGUACAACUACGAAGUGAAGUAGACCAUCUCCGCCGUGAGAUUACGGAGAGGGAGAUGCAGCUCACAAGCCAGAAGCAAACGAUGGAGGCUCUGAAGACCACUUGCACGAUGCUGGAAGAACAGGUCAUGGACCUGGAGGCCCUGAAUGAUGAGCUGCUGGAAAAAGAGCGGCAGUGGGAGGCGUGGAGGAGCGUCCUUGGUGACGAGAAGUCCCAGUUUGAGUGUCGGGUCCGAGAGUUACAGAGGAUGCUGGACACCGAGAAGCAGAGCAGGGCGCGGGCCGACCAGCGGAUCACCGAGUCACGCCAGGUGGUGGAGCUGGCGGUGAAGGAGCACAAGGCUGAGAUCCUUGCUCUGCAGCAGGCCCUCAAAGAGCAGAAGCUGAAAGCUGAGAGCCUCUCUGACAAGCUCAAUGACCUGGAGAAGAAACAUGCCAUGCUUGAAAUGAACGCCCGCAGUUUACAGCAGAAACUGGAGACUGAACGGGAGCUCAAACAGAGGCUUCUGGAAGAGCAAGCCAAAUUACAGCAGCAGAUGGACCUGCAGAAGAAUCACAUCUUCCGUUUGACUCAAGGGCUGCAAGAAGCUCUGGACCGGGCUGAUCUGCUGAAGACCGAAAGGAGCGAUCUGGAAUACCAGCUAGAAAACAUUCAGGUUCUCUAUUCUCACGAAAAGGUGAAAAUGGAAGGUACUAUUUCUCAACAAACCAAACUCAUUGACUUUCUGCAAGCCAAAAUGGACCAGCCCGCUAAGAAGAAAAAGGUUCCUCUGCAGUACAAUGAGCUGAAGGUGGCCCUGGAGAAGGAGAAAGCUCGCUGUGCAGAGCUAGAGGAAGCCCUUCAGAAGACCCGCAUCGAGCUCCGGUCUGCCCGGGAGGAAGCUGCCCACCGGAAGGCCACAGACCACCCGCACCCGUCUACGCCAGCCACCGCGAGGCAGCAGAUCGCCAUGUCCGCUCUCGUGCGGUCACCCGAGCACCAGCCCAGUGCCAUGAGCCUGCUCGCCCCGCCAUCCAGCCGCAGGAAGGAGUCGUCCACUCCGGAGGAAUUCAGUCGGCGUCUUAAGGAGCGCAUGCACCACAAUAUUCCUCACCGAUUUAACGUAGGAUUAAACAUGCGAGCCACAAAGUGUGCUGUGUGUCUGGAUACUGUGCACUUUGGGCGUCAGGCAUCCAAAUGUCUUGAAUGUCAGGUGAUGUGUCAUCCCAAGUGCUCCACGUGCUUGCCAGCCACCUGUGGCCUGCCAGCCGAGUAUGCCACACACUUCACCGAGGCCUUCUGCCGCGACAAAAUGAACUCCCCGGGUCUCCAGACCAAGGAGCCCAGCAGUGGCUUGCACCUGGAAGGGUGGAUGAAGGUGCCCAGGAAUAACAAACGAGGACAGCAAGGCUGGGACCGGAAAUACAUUGUCCUGGAGGGAUCCAAAGUCCUCAUUUAUGACAAUGAAGCCAGAGAAGCUGGACAGAGGCCGCUGGAAGAAUUUGAGCUGUGCCUUCCCGACGGGGACGUAUCUAUUCACGGCGCCGUUGGUGCUUCUGAGCUUGCAAACACAGCCAAAGCAGAUGUCCCCUACGUACUGAAGAUGGAGUCUCACCCGCACACCACCUGCUGGCCCGGGAGAACGCUCUACUUGCUGGCUCCCAGCUUCCCUGACAAACAGCGCUGGGUCACUGCCUUAGAGUCCGUUGUCGCAGGUGGGAGAGUUUCUAGGGAAAAAGCAGAAGCCGAUGCUGGCGGCGACCGUCUCUCCUACGAGCUUCUGCCUGCGUGGGUUCAGAAAUUGCUUGGAAACUCCCUGCUGAAACUGGAAGGUGAUGACCGUCUGGACAUGAACUGCACGCUGCCCUUCAGCGACCAGGUGGUGUUGGUGGGCACUGAGGAAGGGCUCUACGCACUGAAUGUCUUGAAGAACUCCCUCACCCAUGUCCCCGGAAUUGGAGCGGUCUUCCAAAUUUAUAUCAUCAAGGACCUGGAGAAGCUCCUCAUGAUAGCAGGAGAAGAGCGGGCUCUGUGCCUUGUUGACGUGAAGAAAGUGAAGCAGUCCCUCGCACAAGCUCACCUUCCCGCCCAGCCCGACAUCUCCCCCAACGUUUUCGAAGCCGUGAAGGGCUGCCACUUAUUUGCUGCCGGCAAGAUUGAGAACGGGCUCUGCAUCUGCGCAGCCACGCCCAGCAAAGUUGUCCUCCUCCGCUACAACGAAAACCUCAGCAAGUACUGCAUUCGGAAAGAGAUAGAGACCUCAGAGCCCUGCAGCUGCAUCCACUUCACCAAUUACAGUAUCCUCAUUGGAACCAAUAAAUUCUACGAAAUUGACAUGAAGCAGUACACGCUUGAGGAAUUCCUGGAUAAGAAUGACCAUUCCUUGGCGCCUGCUGUGUUUGCCUCCUCUUCCAACAGUUUCCCUGUCUCGAUCGUGCAGGUGAACAGCGCAGGGCAGCGGGAGGAAUACCUGCUCUGCUUCCACGAAUUUGGGGUGUUCGUGGAUUCUUACGGAAGACGUAGCCGCACAGACGAUCUCAAGUGGAGUCGCUUACCUUUGGCCUUUGCCUACAGAGAACCCUAUCUGUUUGUGACCCACUUCAACUCACUCGAAGUCAUUGAGAUCCAGGCACGCUCCUCUCUGGGGACUCCUGCCCGAGCGUAUUUGGAAAUCCCGAACCCACGCUACUUGGGCCCUGCAAUUUCCUCAGGAGCGAUUUACCUGGCGUCCUCAUACCAGGAUAAAUUACGGGUCAUUUGCUGCAAAGGAAACCUCGUGAAGGAGUCCGGCACUGACCACCACCGGGGCCCCCCCACCUCCCGCAGCCCCAACAAGCGAGGCCCGCCAACGUACAACGAGCACAUCACCAAGCGUGUGGCCUCUAGCCCGGCACCACCGGAAGGCCCCAGCCACCCGCGAGAGCCAAGCACACCCCACCGCUACCGAGAGGGGCGGACAGAGCUGCGCAGGGACAAGUCUCCCGGCCGCCCCCUGGAGCGGGAGAAGUCCCCAGGCCGGAUGCUCAGCACACGGAGGGAACGCUCCCCUGGGAGGCUGUUUGAAGACAGCAGCCGGGGCCGGCUGCCUGUGGGAGCCGUGAGGACCCCACUGUCCCAGGUCAACAAGGUCUGGGACCAGUCUUCAGUGUAAAUCUCAGCCAGGAAAACCAACUCCUCAUCUUAAUCUGCAGGAAAACACCAAACACUCUAAGGAACUCUGCUGAAGGGGCCCCCAGCACCCAUCUGCUCAGCCACCCCAAGGCACAGCUGGGCCCAGAGCCACCUCAGUGUGGACACCCUGCAUCCAGGCGGUGCAGGGGCCGAGGCUCUUAGGAGCUGUCAGCGCCUUCCUGCAGUCAUCCUCCGUGCACUUUGUUACUCUUUCAGAGCAUUCAUAAACUUUUAUACCUAGCUCUAGCCUCUACCGGUUCAUCAAAGGAAACCAACCUGCGCUAACUACAACGUGGUUAGAAUCCUAUUGAAUAGCUACUUUAAGAUCCUAGGGUUGGUUGGAUUUCCUUUUUUUUUUUUUUUUUUUUUUAAGACAACAGAAUUCUUAAUAGAUUUGAAUAGCAAUGUAUUUCCCGUUGUAGUUAUUUUUAGCUAGAUCACACCAUCGGGUCUUUGCUCCGGAAACGUAUUGUGGAAGAGUCCCCGCCAGUUGGCCAACCUCCUGAGCUCAUGUAGGUUCAUUCUUAUCCCAGUCCAUUCUCACAGAUGGCCCUGUUUUACCCAGGGUGACAUCUUAGCCAAAUGUUUACUGUUCUCAUUGCCUUUUAUGGCCUUGACGACUUCCCCUCCCACCAGCUGAGAAUGUACGGAGGUCAUCAGGCCUCAGCUUGGAGGCAGUGACUUGGGGCCAUGGGCCCUCGAGGAGCUCUCCCUCCCUGCCCCUCCGCGUCAUCUCCCCAGCCUGCUGUCCCUGCUUUCCACAUAGCUUUGGCCAGGAAAGCAUGCAAUAGACUUGCUCGGAGCCCAGCAUUAAGGAGUCUCUGGGUCCAGGAGGGGACUGGGGGCGCCCACCUCCUGUCCAUGACAGUGCAUUGUUUCCCACCCUGGGAUGGGAAGAGACCCAUCCGGGAGUUCUGCAUGGCGGUUCACUGCAUGUGCUGCCCCCCCCCCCGACCUGGCUGCCCCCCUUGGGUUGCUCUGCCGAAGUACUAGUACCAUACCACAGCUCCCGCUGAAUUGAGACCCUCUGACCACUUGCCAACUCACUGGCCACAAGCUGCAGUCUGUAGCACUGAACAACCAACCAAACGCUCAAGCCUUACGACCAGAGAAGGAUUUCAGCAAACCACCAACUCACACUUUCCCGCUUUCCUGCCGACUCCCUCGUGGAUGACUCUGUUCACACACAAUCCAGCACGGUUCUACCCCCACGAAACUGUGACUUCCCAAGGGAGCCUUUCCCUAGGGCUAGACGAAGACCAGGAAGUUCGAGAGCACCGCGGCCCCUCCUCCGCCUCUGCUGGGGUUGGGAGGUCCUCAGGUGCAGUGCAGCGCACACGGGUUCUCUCUACCCGCUACCAGAAUGCAAAAUUCCUGGCAACUGGUAAAGCAGCAACCUAGAGGCUUUGCAGUUGGCAAGCUAACUAGCGGCCUUAUUUCUGCCUUUAAUCUCCCAUAAGGCAUCUCUUGCUUCAGAUUCUCCAUGACUCUUUUAGGCAGGCCUCAAACACCAAGGCACAUCCUAGGUAGGCUGAAAGGUAGACCUGUUUCCACCACCGCAGGUGAACAUAACCACAUUUCCACCCACGUUGUCCACAGUUCAGAUCACUUUCCAGAUUGCAACCUGGCCCAAAUCCCAGCUCCUUCCUGCUCGUCUCUUAACCUAAGUGCUUUCUUGUUUGGAACGCCUGUGUCCCUCCCUCGUGUUGUUAACGGCCUUGGCAGGUGUCACACUGUUGUUUUAUGUGUUGCUUGGAGUCUUUGGGGUCAUACCGCAUCCCCUCCCUUCCCCAGGGCAGAUCAGACUGAAUGUUUGCUGAAGUUUUUGUCUCUUGGUCCACAAGUAUUUGGAAAGGUCACUGAAAACUGGUCUUUCAGUCUUGGCAUUUCAUUUCGGAUCUCCAUGAGAAAUGGGCUUCUUGAGCCUGGAAAGUGUAUAUCGUGUGUCUCAUUUGUGAAAUGCUUCCUGCUAUAGAACUAGCUCUAAAGACUGUACAUAUUUACAAGAAACUUUAUAUUCGUAAAAAAAAAAAAAAAGGAAAUUGAAUUGGUUUCUACUUUUUUAUUGUAAAAGGUGCAUUUUUCAACACUUACCUUUGGUUUCAACGGUGGUAGUUGUGGACAGCCAUCUUCACUGCAGGGUGGGGAGCUCCGUGGGACCACCAAGAUGCCAGCAGGAAAUACCGGACCACGAAAUUGCAGUCAAAAGCUUAUUAGCAUAAGUAAGAUUCUAGGUCUCCAAAAGUACAGGCUUUUUCUUCAUUACCUUUUUUAUUCAGGAUGAGGAAAAGAACACAGGGAACAAUUCAAGAUCCACCUGGAGAGGAAUGAACUUUGUUGUUAAACAAUAGUGAAAUAAAGCAAUGAUCUAAAAUGUU